Messenger RNA from Pseudomassariella vexata, 1751 nucleotides. Its product is annotated as major facilitator superfamily transporter. Gene Ontology annotation, biological process: transmembrane transport. Lineage: Eukaryota; Fungi; Ascomycota; Sordariomycetes; Amphisphaeriales; Pseudomassariaceae. The record is from RefSeq and is a predicted model, not a curated record. The transcript has 9 exons. Gene Ontology annotation, cellular component: membrane. Gene Ontology annotation, molecular function: transmembrane transporter activity. Bases 57 to 1574 code for a protein of 505 amino acids.
GUCUCCUUUGCGACUCGUCGUGAAAACCAAGCGCUUGACGUUGCACAAAUAGCAAGAUGGUAGGACUGAGCAGCAUCGCUUUCGCCAAGCGCCAUGAGCGUUCCCCCGAAGAGCGCAGUCUGGUGCGAAGGCUCGAUAUUUUCCUGAUGACAUUUGGCUGCAUAUCCCAAGUCAUCAAGUACCUGGAUCAGCAAAAUAUCAAUAAUGCAUAUGUCUCCGGGAUGAAAGAAGACCUCAACCUGUAUGGCAAUGAACUCAAUUACUUCACCACCUGGUUCAAUGUCUCAUAUUGCAUCAUGCUGAUCCCGUCACAAGUCAUCUUGACCUAUGUGCGCCCCAGCUACUGGCUUUCUGGGUUGGAAAUCUGCUGGGGUCUUAUGACAGGAUUGAUAGCCCUGACCACCAAUGCGAAGCAAGUCUACAUCCUCCGUGUCUUCCUUGGACUCUGCGAGAGUAGCGCCUGGCCGGGUAUGAUGACCUUAUUGAUGCAUUGGUACACACCCUCGGAGCUGGCCAAGCGCAUGGGCUUCUACCACUCCUGCCAAGGCAUCGGCUCCAUGAUGUCGGGCGCGCUGCAGGUCGCCAUCAUCAACACGCUGCAUGGGGCCAACGGGAUCGCUGGCUGGCGGUGGCUGUUCAUUAUCAAUGCCGUUAUGACGGUGGUCGUUGGCGCCCUGGGCUUCUUCCUGCUGCCCGACACGCCGAAUAACGUCAAUCCCCGGGCGUUCUGGUUCAAGGAGGGACAUGCGCAGCUUGCUAUGGAGCGGUUGGAGCGGAAUGGGCGCGCCGAGCCGAAGAAGAUCACCUGGGAGAGUGCCAAGCGCACGUUCAACAACUGGGUCGUCUACUUCCUCCCCGUGCUGUACAUUGCAACCGUGCUCGCAUCCUAUGGGUAUGCUUACUUCGGCCUGUUUCUGAAGAGCUUGACGAACGCGGAUGGAACUCCAAGGUGGACAACUUCCGAAGUAAACGCUCUGCCGAUUGCGGGCAACGCUAUUCAAGUGGUGUUCGUCUGGAUAUGGGCCAUUCUAUCAGAUGUUUUGCAGACUCGUUGGACCCUCAUCGUGGCUCAAUCCGUGAUCGGACUUAUCCCCGCCAUCGCCAUGAGUAUUUGGACAUCGCACCCCGAAACGACGUCUCUGGCCACUGCUUACGCAAGUUACUACGUCUCGUUCCUCUGCUUGGGCACUGCUCCUUUGAUAUUCGCCUGGCUCUCUGAUCUCUUGCCUCAAGAUCCAGAUGGAAGAACACUCAUUGUUGGAGUCUCCAUUGCUACUUACUACGCUGUUGCAGCAUGGUCUCAAGUGCUAGUCUGGCCAGCCACGGAAGCCCCCUACUAUAAAUAUGGCUGGCAGUCUUGCAUCGCCCUUUGGGUAUUAGUCAUCAUCAUGACUUCCAUCCUGCGGUACAUCGACUGGAAGUAUCUACUACCAAAGCGUGAGGCUUUCCACACAAGACUUAUCGAAGCCUCAAAGACAUCCGAGACCGAGCCUACAGCUGCGGAUGGAACCACCAUCGGGGAAAGCUCGAACUCCAAAAUGCCUAAGUUGACGGCCGGUGCUCCAGAAGUAUGAUUCAUAAUCCAUUACAGCAAAGUUCACGAUUGGUCAUUUGCAUGUUGUCGACAUACAUGCAUGUAGAUCUAGAUAUAGAUGAUGCAAAGAAUAGGACGGAUCCGGGACUCUAUCAACCAUAUUACCUUAGCCCGCUACCGAGUCUGGAUCCUGUUGCCUUCAUAUGAACAAAUAUAC